Molecule: messenger RNA, 1644 nt
Organism: Apaloderma vittatum (bar-tailed trogon)
Lineage: Eukaryota; Metazoa; Chordata; Aves; Trogoniformes; Trogonidae
Gene: RAB12
Product: RAB12, member RAS oncogene family
Exons: 5
Biological process (GO): protein secretion; protein localization to plasma membrane; regulation of exocytosis
Cellular component (GO): endosome; synaptic vesicle; trans-Golgi network transport vesicle
Molecular function (GO): GTPase activity; GTP binding
Source: RefSeq, a predicted model, not a curated record
GUUGAUUUUAAAAUCAAAACAGUAGAGCUAAGAGGAAAGAAAAUUAGAUUACAAAUCUGGGACACAGCAGGUCAGGAGAGAUUCAACAGCAUUACCUCAGCUUAUUACAGAAGUGCCAAGGGAAUUAUUUUGGUGUAUGAUAUCACCAAGAAGGAAACAUUUGAUGAUUUACCAAAAUGGAUGAAAAUGAUUGAUAAGUAUGCUUCAGAAGAUGCAGAACUUUUAUUAGUUGGAAAUAAACUGGACUGUGAAGUUGAUCGAGAGAUUACUCGACAGCAGGGAGAAAAGUUUGCACAGCAAAUAACUGGGAUGCGAUUCUGUGAAGCAAGUGCCAAGGAUAAUUUUAAUGUGGAUGAAAUAUUUCUAAAACUUGUUGAUGACAUUCUGAAAAAGAUGCCACUGGAUGUUAUAAGAAAUGAGUUGUCCAACAGUAUCCUGUCCCUGCAACCAGAGCCAGAAAUCCCACCAGAACUGCCUCCUCCAAGGCCACAUGUCCGUUGCUGUUGACUUGUUACUCCAAACAGAGUGAAAAAUAGGAGCAGGAGGGUAAAGAAAGUAUCUGUACUACUCUGCACUACAAUCAUUUGGCAGUUUCUUGUUGCACUUUGUUAUUCGAGUCAGAGCUACACACUAACUUGUAAAUAUGCAAAUAUGCAAUCCUGUGUAGGAUUCAGCUAUAACAUUUAAUUAUUACCCCUCUCCCUCACAAUGAUGUUUCAUUCAUUGCCCCAGUGUUAUAAAUACUGUAUAGAUGGUGGGGGUUUGCCACACUUCCAGUCGAGGAGGAGGAGAAAUUAAAUCUAUACCUAUUCUUGACAUAAAUGUUGUAAUAGUUCUUUGUUAUGAUAAACAGGCAGGCAGAAGCUCUUCUGGUAUGAAGAUAAGUAUAUGGUGCUUUGCUAACUAUUUUAAAGACAAAUUUUUUAAAAAACAGAGGACUUUAUGUACAAAGCUUCCAUAAUCAGCAUUAUGUUUCUUUUUAAUGUAGUAAAAACAUUUUUGGCUGUAGCAUCCUCUGCUGACUGGAUUUAUUGAAAAGCUAAGUUUAAUUUCUGGCAGUCUCUUAUUUAUUUUGUUUAAUGCUGCACCCUUUCUUUGUGUACCAAGACAUCAACACCUGGUGCAGAUCUAAGGUUGCACUCUGAAAUAGCAUAUAUAAUUUUUUCCAUAAGCAUAAACUUGGUAGCAAGAAUCAUUAAGUUUCAAUAAAAGAAUGAAGAUAUAUUCAAGCUCUAAAAGAAGGUAUAAAAAGCAAUGCUGCUUUGUCCUAGACAAAUUCUUUUUUUUUUUUAAAAAAAAAAAAAAGAUGAUACAUUUUCCUAUGUUAAGGAAUAUAUAUGUGUAUUUGUCUGGACUUCUGUAGGGUUGGGGGGAAGGGAACCUAAGGUAAAAUUAUUUUCUUUCCUAAUGGUGGAAAUUACUCCCAUCAAGCAAAUACUGUGUUAGGUUUUUGUCUGAUAAUGAAUUUGUGAAUUAUAUCUUUGGUAUAUCUUUUAUUAAAAUGCACUGUUUAGUUUAGCUGUGGUAAAUCAGUAGUUACAUAUUUGAAUAACUUGGUGUGUCCUGAAUGUUGUGGUAUUGAAAAGCAUUGUGGUCUUUCUAAACUAAUGAAGUGCAAAUAAAAUUUUGUAUUUAUGAAUGACA